Messenger RNA from Trypanosoma rangeli, 600 nucleotides. RefSeq lists its product as uncharacterized. NCBI's taxonomy places the organism in Eukaryota, Euglenozoa, Kinetoplastea, Trypanosomatida, Trypanosomatidae. The record is from RefSeq and is a predicted model, not a curated record. Bases 1 to 600 code for a protein of 199 amino acids. The transcript has a single exon.
AUGAGGCCCGGGAUAAAACCGGUACAUUUCCCGCCCAACAGAUAUGCCUGCCGAAGUGCAGCGGCAUCUUUCGCUCCGAGGAUUCAACCAGUGCAGAUUUUGCAGCUGCACGAAGUUUGGAAUUGGAUCCAGGCCUGGCCCUCCAGGUCGUGUAGAGAAACGCUGGCAGGCCCAAGCGGGGUAAGCAGAUUCCCACGAGAAGUGGUUGCACAAGAGGCAAUUAUGGUUUGUGUAUUUUUGGAGGCCCAUUUCGCCGCAAGCAAGCACGAGCUUUUUUGGACCAAAUUCUUUUCAGCGCUUUGGUUUGGCGCGGGCGCCCGUCGCAACAACGCUGAUUCCAUCCCGAAGGAGUGCGGAGACGCCUCCGCCUCGGGUCGGCAUAAAAUCGACUCGAGCCGGCCGCAGUCCCAUCGCUUCUUUCGGAUGAGCCCGGCUGAGAGUCGCGGCCGGUCUCUUUCUGUCCGGCAGGAGGAUCUCUUCGGAGAACUCCGCCCCGCCGAGCCAAGACCUAGGCGACAAUGCGCCAGCGGCCAUGGUCCUUGGAGCGACCUGCAGCUACGCCGCCUGAGGCGGCCCACUGCCUGCGGCCUUGGGGGGUGA